AUGGAGUGCAGAAAGUUCGAGAUAACCCUAAUUUCGGCCAGCGAUCUGGAAAACGUGCGCGUGCUCGGCAAGAUGAAGGUCCACGCGCGCGUCUUCCUCAGCGGCGGCGGCUUGGCCGACAGCGAGAAGCGCACGCCGUCGGACAAGCACGGCGAGACGAAUCCGGCGUGGAACCACACGAUGCGGUUCGCCGUGAGCGAGGCGAUGGUGGAGAACUUCAACACAAUGCUCGUCGUCAAGCUCUACUGCAAGCGGAAGCUCGGCGACCGCUACAUCGGCGAGAUCCACACGCCGGUCAAGGAGCUCUUCGACUUCGCUAGAGCAGCCGCCGGCAGCGCCGUCGUCUGCUUCCCGGUGCAGAAAGGCUGCGUCAACUCGCAGGGGAUGCUGAGGUUCGCCUACAAGUUUGGGGAGAAGAUCAUGAUCGAUAAGCUCUUGCUGGCGGAGAGCGCUGCCGGAUUGAGCCUCGGUUGA
Salvia miltiorrhiza (redroot sage) is the source of this 474-nucleotide messenger RNA. RefSeq names its product protein SRC2-like. The transcript has a single exon. Gene Ontology annotation, biological process: defense response. Lineage: Eukaryota; Viridiplantae; Streptophyta; Magnoliopsida; Lamiales; Lamiaceae. The record is from RefSeq and is a predicted model, not a curated record. The coding region runs from base 1 to 474 and encodes 157 amino acids.